This is a messenger RNA of Talaromyces proteolyticus, 1287 nucleotides long. RefSeq names its product protein-tyrosine phosphatase 2. The transcript has 3 exons. The record is from RefSeq and is a predicted model, not a curated record. Gene Ontology annotation, molecular function: protein tyrosine phosphatase activity. Gene Ontology annotation, biological process: protein dephosphorylation. The coding region runs from base 1 to 1287 and encodes 428 amino acids. NCBI's taxonomy places the organism in Eukaryota, Fungi, Ascomycota, Eurotiomycetes, Eurotiales, Trichocomaceae.
AUGGCCCAGUCGCCCAUCCGCAUUGACACUAAUUUUCAUGGGACAAAACGGGGGUUACCGCAUGAUGGGAGUGAUGGCAUGGAUUAUUUGACCGUGCCCGACCAGCAUCAGGUACAAGACAGGUCCGCGAUUCUGGAACAACUACCAUCAUUUUUAAACCUCUCGUUCGCAGAAACACGGAAAAAAUUCGAAGAUCUCGAAUGGCUUCAGCGAUCGCGCAUAGCAGAGGGUCAGAUGUCGAAAGAUCCUGCCCAUCGCUGGGCGCUAGAUUCAGAUCCAGAAGUCAAAGCACGUAACCGAUAUUUCAACGUUCAAGCUUGGGCAAAUUCCCGCAUUCGUCUGAGGGUGCCACAAGGCGAAUGCGACUUCAUCAAUGCAUCACCUAUCGUCUUGAAGGAUUCUCAAACCGGGAUGGAGACAAGAUAUAUUGCUACUCAGGGCCCGAAGGAUGGAAUUCAUUUGUCGCAUUUCUGGAAUAUGGUGUUUCACGAAAGUCUUGAAGUCUCGGUAAUCGUCAUGUUGACACAGACAAUUGAGGCUGGGAAGGAAAAGUGUGCGCAGUAUUUCCCUCUGGAUCUAGAUGAUCCUGUGAUGGAAUUAUUUUCGGAAGCCGACGAUCCGAGCACUAGCGACGAUGACUCGCAAGAUGAAGACAACCUUCAGGUUUAUGGAACAAUUACACUACUCGAAUCUCAAUUUGAUGCUUCGUGCCGAUCUGAAGUUCGAAAGCUGGAGCUGAAAAUCGGCGCUGAAAGCAAGAUUGUCUGGCACUUUUUGUUCGCUGGAUGGGCGGAUUAUUCGAAGCCAGAAGGGGAAGAUCGUGAAGCACUCCUUCACCUUCUUCAUGAGACAGCCGCAAAAUCCUCCCCUGAAAAUCCUCGCGUUGUUCAUUGCAGCGCAGGCGUUGGUCGGACAGGUACUUUCAUUGCUCUUGACCACCUUCUACGCGAACUCGACUCCGGCGAGCUAUUGAGCUUCGUCGACUCUACGGAAGACCCCGUUUUUGACAUAGUCAACCAGCUACGUGAGCAACGGAUGAUGAUGGUCUAUAAUGAGAUGCAACUACACUUCAUCUAUGAGGUUCUUCGUGAACAAAGCAUUAUCAAACUCGGCGGUUCUCUUGAUGAAGAUUUUCCUUCUGAGCUCCGAUCCCCCAAAGUCGCACGACUGUCUGGUGAAGAAAACUUCACAGCUUCCUCUAAGCCCGAACUGGAGCCUAUGUCUGAUCAUAGAACACCAUCAGCUACGAGUCCCAUUGACAACCCAAGUGUUUCAGACAAUGAGUAA